AAAAAAUGUAAAAAAAAUUAAUAAUAAUUUUUGUAUUAUCUUCAAUAAUUCUUGCUUAAUUAAGUAAGGAAAAAGUAACUAACUAAUUAAAUCUAACAAUUUCUUUUGACGGGAAGGAAGAAGGUCAUAUAGUAUUAGGUUUAUUCGGAGAUGUUGUGCCUAAAACAGUUGAAAAUUUCAGAGCUUUAUGUACUGGUGAAAAUGGUGAAGUAAACGGUAAAAAAUUGCAUUACAAAGGUUCUAAAUUUCACAGAAUUAUCCCCUAAUUCAUGAUCUAAGGAGGAGAUUUUACUAAUGGAGAUGGAACUGGUGGAUUAUCUAUUUAUGGACAUAAAUUUAAUGAUGAAAACUUUUAAUUAAGACAUGAACCUUUUUGCAUUUCGAUGGCUAAUGCUGGCCCUAACACUAAUGGAUCUCAAUUUUUCAUUACAACUGCUCAAACAAGUUGGCUUGAUUCCAGACAUGUCGUCUUUGGUAGAGUUUUAGAAGGUUAAGAUCUUAUUAAAAAAAUUGAAGCUGCUGGAAGCUCUUCUGGAAAGCCUUCUAAAGAUGUUAGAAUUGCUAAUUGUGAAGAAGUUUCUGUUAAUUGA
Messenger RNA from Ichthyophthirius multifiliis, 590 nucleotides. Its product is annotated as peptidyl-prolyl cis-trans cyclophilin-type family protein, putative. The transcript has a single exon. Lineage: Eukaryota; Ciliophora; Oligohymenophorea; Hymenostomatida. The record is from RefSeq and is a predicted model, not a curated record. Gene Ontology annotation, molecular function: peptidyl-prolyl cis-trans isomerase activity. Gene Ontology annotation, biological process: protein peptidyl-prolyl isomerization; protein folding. Gene Ontology annotation, cellular component: intracellular membrane-bounded organelle.